Limulus polyphemus (Atlantic horseshoe crab) is the source of this 5458-nucleotide messenger RNA. RefSeq names its product ras-specific guanine nucleotide-releasing factor RalGPS1-like. Gene Ontology annotation, molecular function: guanyl-nucleotide exchange factor activity. The transcript is spliced from 16 exons. The coding region runs from base 227 to 1726 and encodes 499 amino acids. Gene Ontology annotation, cellular component: plasma membrane. NCBI's taxonomy places the organism in Eukaryota, Metazoa, Arthropoda, Merostomata, Xiphosura, Limulidae. The record is from RefSeq and is a predicted model, not a curated record. Gene Ontology annotation, biological process: Ras protein signal transduction; positive regulation of GTPase activity.
AUGAUUCAUAGUUUGGUGAGUUACUAAGCGAAUUAGACUAGAUUCGUCUACUCUACCUGGACCUGUACGACGUGUGGACUAGACGGGACUGCAGUUGUCAACUUUGAAAAGUUUCUUCCCACCAAAGCCAUUAAAAAUUGAUAGUUGUGAAGUGUUUAUUUUCGAGGUUAUGCAAGGGGUGCAGAAAAAUCUGUAAUGACAUGAAAUAUUGUGAUCCUAGAGCAUCAUGAAGUACUGCGAAAUGGCAGCAGAACUUGCAAGUAGUAGUCUGUCAGCUUUACGGAUUGAGGAGAGCUCAGACGUGACUGAUAGCAGGUGGUCACACAGCUCAAAAAGCUAUGAUGCUGUUGUAUUUGAUGUUUUGCGGGUUGCACCAGAAGAUUUUGCUAGUCAGUUGACCUUACUUGACCUUCCUGUGUUCAAGGCCAUGCAGCCAGAGGAGCUGACCAGUUGUGGCUGGAAUAAGAAGGAUAAACUCACUGUUGCUCCAAAUGUUUUAGGCUUAACAAGAAGAUUCAACCAUGUCAGUUUUUGGACUGUAAAGGAAAUUCUGAAUGGUCAGACAGCAAAACAACGAGGAGAAAUAGUUGCAUACUUUAUUAAGAUUGCCAAAAGACUUCAUGAACUUAAUAACUUGCAUUCGGAGUUUGCUAUCAUUUCUGCCCUCCAGAGUGCUCCAAUCUUCAGGCUUAGUAGGACAUGGGCACACAUUUCCAAAAAGGAAAAAGCCACCUUUGAAAAAUUGGCAGAGAUUUUUUCUGACAGGAACAAUUUCGAGAAAGUACGAGAACACAUGUCCAACCUCAAACUGCCUUGUAUUCCAUACCUAGGUAUAUUCCUCACAGACCUUGUAUAUAUAGAUGUUGCACAUCCAGAAUCCAAAGGACUCGAGAACCAUCACCGACACAUGAAAAUGAAUAACAUUCUUAGAAUAAUAGCAGACUUCCAGCAAUCCACAUAUGAUCACCUACCUGUUUUAUCACACGUCCAGAAUUACUUAAUGUCUGUACGGUACAUAGAAGAACUUCAAAGAUUUAUGGAAGAAGACAAUUACAAGUUUGUUUCAGAUCUUUUUAUGAUUGGUUUAUGGUCUUUCAUAUUUGCAUCAUCGAGCACCUAUGAAUUGACAACUCUUCAGUCAACAAAUGUAUGUAAAUUGAGACAUCUACUAGAUGACAGUGUUUUAGAAAUAUCUCCGCAGCUUUCGAGGGCAUCAUCUUUAGGUCCAGAUCAAGGAGAAAUUAAUAAUGGAUUAGAGCAUGUGGACGAAAGCUCUGAUUUCUUCCUUCCACUUAAACAUACCAGUGGCUCAGAAGAGCUACCCCAAGAAUUCAUUGAUGGACAAAUUAGGUUUCAAGGAUGUCUUAAGCGGAAAACAUUGCUCAAGGAAGGCAAAAAACCAGCAGUUUCAUCUUGGAUGAGGUAUUGGGUAAGCCUGUGGGGAACAUCCUUGAUUUACUUUUCUCCAAAAACUCUGAGAGGACAUGAAAGGGCAGAUUUCAAGUCCACUGCAAGUAAGAUGUCAUCAAUUGUGGGCUGGAUGGUUGUUCGAAGUGAAAACUCCCAGCAGUCCGAUACUUUCCAGCUAAGUGAUCCAUUGAAAGGGAACGUCUACAAGUUCCGAACUGGAACCAAAGCCAAGGCUGUUGAGUGGUGCCGUCACCUUCACGAUGCUACCAGUCAAUAUGAUAACCAGCCACCAGCCAAUCUGAUGACAUUUGAGUGAAGAAGUGACAAUAUGGAACUCUCCUGGUGCUCAAAAUUUGUAAAAAAUUUAAUCUUUACAACUUCAGUUGAUGGAAACCAUUUUAAACCAGAUCGUAAAGAGGGGACGUGAAGUCAUAAGUAGAGAUUGGUGUAGAAGUUUUCGUGAGACCACUUUUUGGAAAGUGAAAUAAUCACCAGUGGAGCGCAGAGAUUACAAACUUAGUAAAGACUUCUAUGGUUCAGAAAACAUUGAGAAAUCGGCAAUCACAAUCUCAAUUAUAAGAACUUCUACGAGAGUAUGCUCCUUUUUUUUUCAUCAUCAUCAUCCUUUCUCUCUUUCGUUUUUCUACAUCUGUGUCUCGUUGCCAAAUUUAUAAAGUAAUGAAAAGAAAUGUCCUUUAUGCAUGAAAGUUAUUCACUCGAAAUAUCAUUUUGUAAAAUGUAGAAAAACCACAUGAAAUGCUUUGAUUGAUUUUUUGUUAUAAGAAAAAUAUCAAAGUUAGGAUAUUUUUUGUUGUCUUUCAAAAUUUGUAGUGCAUACUGGAGGAUUUACACAUUUCGAUAAAAAGUUUAGAAAAAACGACCCUUUAUAUUAACCCUGAGGAAGCCUCAAAGUGAUUAAAAUAUAAAAAAAAUUAUAUAUAUGUCUGGAGUGUAAUGGUAAUUUUUUCUAAACUUUUUAUCAAAAUUAGAGAUAUAAACCAAGGAGGAAAAUGUCUAAUAAACAGCUGUUACUGCAUUGAAUUCCUUUUUUUAUUUUACACUAUACAUACGUGUUAGAUAUAAAAUACUUUUUUUUUACGAGAAAGGUGAGAUAUGUAUAGUUCCUACUCUGAGGUUUGUAGUUUAUGAGUAAAGGUAGGUUAAAAUAUUCAAAUGUGUAAAUAUUCGUAUACAUUUCUGUAUAUGUGUACAUAUGUAUUGGUGAUGUAACUGUAUAAAAUUAUUAUUAAGCCUUACACUAGUGCUGGUCAAUAGCUUCCAUGUGUAAAAUAAAGGAACCUGUGCCUUAUGGCUCAUCUAUUAGAAAAUGGUGCUGUUACGUUGUGAUGUUAAUUUCAUGAUUGGUUUACAUGAGUUCCUUAAAAUAUUUCUUGAUAGUCUUGUAUAUACAUAGCUUCACUCUGAAUUUUUGUUUAAAAUGACUAAAAAGAACUGAUUAGAAAAUACGCUAAUGGUGACUUUGUUGUUUUUAAGUGAUAAAUUGUUAGCCAUUCAUUAGAAUAUCAGCUGUUACAGUUUUUCCUUUAAUUGUUAAUAGUAUUUACAAAUAAAAAAACCUUAAAUCUUUUCAGUGCUGGAGGGAAGUUUGAUAAUGUUUAUUACAGUAGUGCCCAAUAUGGAGGUUAUUAAACAAUUCUGCUGUUUAACCUUUAGUAAAGUUUAUUUAGUGAUUAUUGGUACUGUGUGUCAUAAUAAUUCAAAGCAAUAGUUUGCAGAACAGGAAAGCAUAAUUUACUAUUUAUCAGAAUAAAGUGAAUUACUAGAACAGAAACUAUUUCCAUAACCCAUUUUCGUAAGUGGCUCAUCCGAAAAUUUUCUGGAUACUUGAGCAGAUUCUUUUAUCCAAUGAACGUAAAAAAAUUCUGUAACAAACCUGAUUUUAUAAUGUAUUACCAACUAACUUUGUAAACCAAAAUAUUAUUUAGUUGUGAUUUGAAUCUUUUGUCCUCAAACAUGUAUUAUAACAUGAACAGUGAUGGAUUCUGUUGGAAAGCACCUGGAUUAUAGGGCUCUGUGAAAAUACCAGUGAUUUAUUUCGGGCCAAACCAGUAGCUAUGACGUGUGGAAUGUAACAGUUUGUAAGGUCGUCCAUCCUCUUUGUUAUUGUAAAUUUUGUUUGAUGUACACUGCAAUAAGUAGGCAUCAGUCAACAGUCAACAUUAUUGACUGACAAAGCAAACUGUACACUUUUCUGCAACCAACCUUUUGAUUAGUACCUCCUCACUUGAUUCCUUAAUACAAUUACUUCCUUAGUGAUGAUCCAUUCCAGUAUUGAUUUCUUUUAUUUAAUAAUUUUGAUUCCCAGUUUGGCACAGAAUAUUUCCUUGGACCCUCCGUUUUUGUAAAUACGACAACAGUUGAUUAAGUGAUUUAGCAUGAACCAAUUGAUUCUGUUUCUUUUCCGGUCCUUAUCCUUGUGUGUUUCUGACACAGUCCCUGGUGAACUGACAAGUUUGAAUAAGUAUUUCUCUAGUUUCUCAAUGUGGUUGAUAUUAUGUGGAACACUUCUUUAAAAUAUAAGAAAGCAGAGUAUGAGACUCGAGACAUGAACCAAUUAAUUCUGUUUCUUUUCCGGUCCUUAUCCUUGUGUGUUUCUGACACAGUCCCUGGUGAACUGACAAGUUUGAAUAAGUAUUUCUCUAGUUUCUCAAUGUGGUUGAUAUUAUGUGGAACACUUCUUUAAAGUAUAAGAAAGCAGAGUAUGAGACUCGAGACAUGAACCAAUUAUUAUGAAGUGACAUUUUUUAAAUUAAACUUUUUUUCACACUCUUCAUAUAAUCAAGUUAUAAGCUGAUAGAGGACAUCAAGGAUUGGCACUUCUAUGUAUUUUUGAAUCGCGCGGAUACGGUACCAAAGCUUUAUGUAGUUGUGCUGACUUUGCAGAGAGGAAAGAAUAAAUAUAAGGUACUUCAAUGUAAUUUCUUGAAACAUCUCAUUUCUGUCUUAAACUGCUGUUUAAUAUUUAGCCAGUCACAAAUUAUUUUGAAUUUAUCAGUUCUUUAGCUCGAAAUGUCUAAAACAGUCUGUUUACUUUUAAAAUAAAUAUUAAAUUCGACUAUUUUUUUCUAGAUCUGCUCUAAAACAAUAUGUGGCUAAUUAUUUUUUGAAUUUCUCCUAUUAUUACCUAAACUUUAUAUUGAUGGUCUUUGAGAUGCCUUGGGUCCACCUAAAAACUUAACUCCCAUUAUAUUUCAUAAAUUCCAACCAGAUCUAGACUUAAAAAUUUGGAUGUAUUAAUUAUGAGGAAUAACAGGAAGAUAUCAAUCCACACUUACAUUGGUAAAUCUUAUGAGUGUUACUAAAAUAAAAACUCGGGAGCUAGUAUGCUUGGAAACAUUAGUGCUUAUUUAUAGAAAGUAUUUUCACAAUAUGUAGGAGGCUGACUAAUGAAUAAAUGACACAACAUGGGAAUUAUUCAAAAUUAAAUUUUUUUUUUUUCUGUGAUAAUACUUGGCAAAUUCCAGUUAACCAACACAUUCCUAAUUUUCUAUAUAUUAUGGAAUCGUUAAAGCUAAAAAAAUCCGACGUAUCUGUAAACCUUAAUUUUGUGCCGAUUAAAGAUCGUUAUUCAGUUUAUAUGAAACGUACGAAGUGUUCUGUAGAAAAUUUAUUUCAGGAUGACUUACAGGCAAAAAAAAUUGUGGUGUAGUGUUCUUAAAAACAAUAUUAAUUAUUGGAGUAUCGAUUCAAUAUCCACCACCCUGCGUAUUUUAUUAUUAACUAAACAUCUGAAUAUGACUCGGUUUCCUUAAGAAUUGAAAUGCUUUAUCUUUUUAUAGUUAUUUUGCAACUGAUUGAUGUUAUUUAUAUCUUCUUUUUAUUAUUCAUUUUGAGUGAAAAUCUAAUCCCCAAACUUUUAUUUUUGGUUGUACAAUGUACAUUUUCUUUGUUUUUAUGUUGUUUUUUUUUAAAUGUUCAUUUGGUUCUUGUGACAAUAAAUAUAAAUAUGCAGUUUGUCCAAAUGUAGCUACUGAAUUACUUUUACCAUAAAAACAACAUGAAAUAAAGUACGUUGUUAAAUUUUACA